AUGAUAGCCUUUGGAUUGUUGGCUCUAGUAGCCGUUUCCGGAGUGAUCUCUGCCUCCGUCCCAUUCCACUUCCUCUCCGAUGAAUACAUCGACCACAUCAACAGCCUGCAGACUACGUGGAAAGCUGGCAGGAAUUUUCCCAAAGAUAUGCCCCUAUCUAACAUCAAGCGUCGCAUGGGUGUAAUCAGGGGCGAGAAAUCGAAGAAUUUGAAGACUGUUCGCCAUGUCAGAGUCGAGGGCGAGACCAUUCCUGAUACCUUCGACGCUCGAGAAAAUUGGCCCGAUUGUAAGUCGAUCGGAUUGAUCAGAGAUCAGUCGGACUGCGGAUCAUGCUGGGCUGUAGCUGCUGCUGCUGCCAUGUCUGAUAGAAUCUGCAUAUUAUCGAAAGGAAAAGAUCAAAGUUUGGUAUCCGACGAGGAUCUGAAUUCCUGCUGCAAGAGUUGCGGAGAUUGCGAUGGUGGAAUUCCAUAUGCAGCUUGGGAAUACUGGCAACAAACAGGAAUCGUCACCGGAGGUCCAUACAACAGUACAACUGGAUGCAAAGCCUACUCCCUGGCACCCUGUGAACACGAUGGCACUCCUGGCGGCCUUCCCCAAUGCCCGCCUAAGGGCUACGCCACUCCCGAAUGCGUUCGUAGUUGCGAUAAGGGAUCCACCCUAUCCUACGAGAAAUCGAAAACCUAUGGUGCAGAGGCGUACUAUAUCGAAGGGUUCAUCCAGACGCUGCAGUUGGACAUAAUGAGGAAUGGUCCAGUGGAAGCUUCCUUCAACGUGUUCAGCGACUUUGCGACUUACAAAAGCGGUGUUUACCAACAAACUUCGUAUGACUUUUUGGGAGUACACGCAAUCAAAUUGAUUGGUUGGGGUGAAGAGAACAAUGUUCCUUACUGGCUCGUUGCAAACUCCUGGAACGAAGACUGGGGAGACAAGGGUACAUUCAAAAUCCGACGUGGAACAAAUGAGUGCGGGAUCGAAGAAGAACCUAUAGCUGGUCUGCCACUAUUGUAG
This is a messenger RNA of Phaedon cochleariae (mustard beetle), 1008 nucleotides long. The record is from the annotation of a GenBank genome assembly. NCBI's taxonomy places the organism in Eukaryota, Metazoa, Arthropoda, Insecta, Coleoptera, Chrysomelidae.